This is a messenger RNA of Corythoichthys intestinalis (scribbled pipefish), 5630 nucleotides long. Its product is annotated as ankyrin repeat domain-containing protein 26-like. The transcript has 30 exons. Lineage: Eukaryota; Metazoa; Chordata; Actinopteri; Syngnathiformes; Syngnathidae. The coding region runs from base 429 to 4670 and encodes 1413 amino acids. Gene Ontology annotation, molecular function: protein binding. The record is from RefSeq and is a predicted model, not a curated record.
CUUAGGCCCCAAAACUGCCACUGGUGACUCACCAGUAUAGUACUUUAUACUUUGUAAACCAUUUCCACUAAAGCAGGGAGAAUGGGGUCCCUAAAUAAUCACCUGUAAGUUUGAGAAAAAAAAAAAAAGAAAAAAAAAAAAAAAAAAACUAGACACCUCAAAACACUAAAAUGUUCCGUGACGCAAACAUGAGAAUCUUCCAUUUUCAUCACAUUCCGUAAAUGGAGGUGAGGUGAGGAAAAUCCGGCCUGAAGGAAUGAUGUAAUGAAGACGUUACAUCACAAUGACGACCCGUUUCUUGGUAGCGGGCAGCUCUCAUCAACAACAACAAAAAAAACAGGGAUGAAACCCACCGCCGGUGAUCAUCUAACAGCAGUAAAGUAGCAGAGAGUGGCGGUGCGAAAGUAUCGCUUUGCUGCUGUGUUAAGAUGAUGAAAUUUUUCAAGAUUCCAAGGAUGAGAGGGUCAAGUGAUACUGCUGACAGUGCCUCCAUUGCCACCGCAGGCAGUGACAGUAGAGAAAAUAAGAUGGGCACGUUUCACAGGGCUGCCUUGCAUGGUGAUUUGAACAAACUGGAGCAGCUUGUCCAAAUUGUUGGUAUCAAUCAUGUUGACAAGGAGAACAGAACAGCACUUCACAUCGCUUGUUCCCUUGGAAAUGUGGAGUUGGUGAAAUAUCUUGUCAAGAGAAACAUCAAGAUAGAUUUAUGUGAUAAGCAUCAUAAGUCUGCUUUACUAAUGGCAGUGGAAGCACAGCAUGAACCUUGUGUCAACAUUUUGCUGGAACACAAAGCCAAUCUCAACCUUGCAGAUUUAAAAGGAAACACACCUUUACAUAUUGCCUCAUGGAUCCCGUCAAUCUCUACUGCCAUCUCGCUUGUUAAGCACAAUGCUGACAUCAAUGCAAAAAACCUGGAAGGCAUUUCACCGCUGACCAUGGCAGUAGAAAAGGACCAUAUAAAUGUGGCAGAGUUUCUGUUGAAGAAAGGUGCUGAUGUGAACAUUUUGGACAGACGCCGAAGGUCACCAUUAAUGAUAGCUGCAGGCAAAGGACGCCUCCAAAUGGUGCGAAUACUCUUAAAAUUUGGAGCCAACACUAAUCUGACAGAUUGCAGAGGACAAUCAGCCAUGGACUACGCCGACAUGGAAUGCCGUGAUCGUUGUAAGAAAGCUAUUGGUGAUCACAUUAAGAAGCAGUCAUCCUCCAUCUUGCUCUUGCCAUGUUCAACUAAAAAGAGGUCAAAAUCACUGGAACGUUCUGCUAGCAAAGAUGCUGUUUGUUUUGACCGUGCGGGUACACCCGGUGGGCGAAGGGAGGACCCAAAACGUAAAGAGAGCGAAAUUAGUCAAUUGCUAAAGCUUUUCUCCCCCUUUGAUGAAGGAAUUGAUUCGGACUGCGAUAAAGCCAGCUACGACAGUAAAAGAAUCCGACCUGAAGGUUCAGUGACUUCUCAGAAAUCGGAGGAAUUCCCAGAUUGCUCCGCUUCUUCUAUGGAAGUGAGAGGGGUGGAGACACAACUAAAAAUAUCAAGGACGAUAUCUGAUAAAUUACAAAUGAGCCCAGGGCUGAGAAGAUCUCAUACAAAGAAGCUGCUUCCAGACAGUGACAGCUCCCCUGCUAUCUCACCGAGAAGCAUCAAAUGUCAAUUGGAUUCCGACAAGCCAGCAAGCAGACAACAAAAGGGGAGAAACACUGAGUGGUCUUUUCAGGUUGCCAAAGAGGACGGCCGGGUUAUUUCAGUGAAGAAUCUUUGUGAAAUUGAGAGAAGAGUGUCCGAAGGACAUGCAAGUGUAAAGACGGAGAGUUCACUGAGCCGCAAAGGGAGUUCAUUGAGAAGCAAAGAAAUGAUGAAUCAUUCUGAAACCUGUUUGCUUUCAAAGAAGCAUGGAACCCCCUCUGCAAGGAAAAUGCUGGGGGAAAGGUCAGUCUCGCAUCAGCGGUUGUCCGUUGUAAACAAACCUGACGAGCCGACUGUCGAGGAAUUCUCUAUGUUGGCGGUGGUUAGCACGACCCACCCUAGCGGAAAUGUUCCGAACAGUAAAGAUCCCACUGGGAAUGAUGAGAGCUCACUAAGUGAUGUGUCGGAAGAAGAAGGAAGGUGGCAAGCCAAACAAAAGCCCAAAAAGCAGCGCAUUGACGAAAUAGAGGUCUCCGAAGAGCUUGAUGAGAUCACAUCUUCAUCAGAUUUAACUUUUGAGGACUGUGAGCUCCACUGUUCUACCCAUCAGGAACGCCCAUUUAAGAUAAAAAUGGAGGAUAUGCCACAACACAAGCUCCCCAUUCUCAGGCCAAAAGACCAUCAUGCCUGUGCUGUAAAGAUGAGCAAACUCAAAAGUGAGAAAGCAGACUUAAGGAGCAAAAUGGAGGAAGUUAAAGAUGGUCAAUGUGUUAUGGAGCAUAAACACAUGCAAAUGGAAACGGAAAUCACGAACCUCAGGCUAUCGUCGAAACAACAACAAGAGGAUUGCAUUAAUACCAUCAGAAUGGCCCACCUGAACAAUGAAAAGCUUGAGCAGGAACUACGACAAGCCCAUGUACAGUUAUCUCAGGAACGUUGUGCAAAUGCACAGCUACAGCAAAAGCUAAAGAGCCAGGACUGCAAGCAACAGACCAUAGAAGAAGACUACAAAAGAGCCAAAAAUAAUGAGGAUUUACUGAGAUCGGAGCUUCAGGCUACCCAGACGCACACUAGCAACAAACAGAGAGACCUUGUCGAGGAGAAUGAACGACUCAAGGAACAGCUUGAAGAUAUUCACCAAGAUUUCAAACUGGCAAAUGACAACCAGCACCAAAGUGUCGUGGAAUGGAACAACGUGAUUACGGGAUUAAAGUGUGAAGUUACACUCCUGAAUGCCAGGUUGGAGGCUCAGUGUCAGGCUCAUAGUGUUUUGGAAGCCGAGGCUCAGAGCGUCCGCAACCGCCUGGCAGAGGCCGACCAACUUCGCUCGGAGACGGACAAAGCUCUGCUCCAAGAAAAGGAGGAACAGCAGAGACUAAAAGACAAAUUUGCAGGUGAGAUGGCCAGUCAACGAGAGGUUGUCGCCAAACUAGCCCAGAAGUUAGCCAAGGCAAAGGCACAUGGCAACACGAUGGAGAAUGAGUUGCAUACAGUGAAAGUGAUGCUGUCAGAUAAAAAUGCACAGAUUGCCACCUUGAACCGUGAGAUGGAGCAGAUAAAUGUGCGCAUUAAAGAACUGGAAGCUGCUCUACAAACUGAGAAGGACUUGGUCAGCUGGGCCGGAGCACGGCAAGAAGCCACACAGGAUCUCCUUGGUCAAUCCCAGAGUGAAAAUGUAUUGCUACGGCAAAAGCUGGAGGAGAUCCAAAAACAAUGUGUAGCAAAGGAGCUCGCUGUAGCAGAUGCCCAAAAGUGUUUCAGUGAAAUUUUAGCCAAACUUCGUUCUGACUGUGAGGACAGAGUACAACUCGUGCAGGACAGAAAUCAGGAUCUAGCAGCGAAGGCACAUGAACUUCGAGAACAUAUGCACCUUUUGCAGGAGGAGAAAAAUGAAAGAGAAGCAAGUCUAAGACAGCUGCGAGCACAGUUAGCAGACUCUAUGAAGAGGCUGUCAAAGUGUGAAGCUUCUUUGGAGCUGCACAUACGGUAUCGGAGUGAAGCUGAGGAAGAGAAAAUCCGGCUUCACAAAGAAAUAGACAGGGUUAAAAAAAAGAUGGAUGAAAAAGAAUGUCAUUACAUACUGGUUGAGAAACAGGCAUCCGAACUAAAGACUCGUCUAGAUGAAAGAGAACAGCAACUCUGCAUUUCUACUCAGAAACAUAAGGAGGCGCUGUCACUCGUAGCUGCCGGCAAUAACGCUGUCAAACUACUGGAAGAGUCAGUGCAGAGGCAUCGAUCUCUACUCAAAGCUGCUAAGAGGAAAUUGCGAGAUCACAUAGCAAGUGAAAUAGAGAGAGAAAAGGUUAAUGAGCUCCAGGCUGAGCUGAAGAGGCAACUGUCCUUUCGCGGACUUUUGGAAAAGAAUAAGAAACAUUUGGAGGAAGAGGUUCAGACCCUAAGACGCAAAGUGGAAACCAACACGGUGGAGAACAGGCAUGUAGAGCACUAUCGCCAUGAGAUUGAGGAGAAGGCCCGACAGGAAAUACAGAAAAAAAUUCACGAGGUCAACCUAUUCUUGCAGUCCCAAGCAGCAACACAAGAGGCUCAGGACCAGAUUAAAGCCACUACUGAGGUCAGCCUGCGCUCCAAAAUCCAAGAACUGGAAGGGGAACUGAAACGAGCUCGAAGCAUCCAGAAUGACGCCAUCACGCAAAGAGACGCCUUACACAAAGAGCUGAAGCGCUACCGACAGAUGCACAGAGAUGAGCAGUGGCUCCGCAAGUCUCUUUCGAAUGAACUGAAAAGGAGUAACAGUCGGCUUACGGAAGCCAACGCCAGAUUGCUAAGUGAGCGCUGCAAGUCUAUUGUCUCCUCAGGCCCCCCUUGUACCACAGGUACCCCAUGUACACCAGGCCCGCUAGCUUCUACCUCCGGCACAGCAACAGCACCAGCACCGUACAGGAUGCGCAACUCCAGAAUUCUGAGCCCUGUGGCUGAAGGACACAGCAGCAACGUGGAGGAAUACCUGUGCAAGAAAUCAAAGGAGAAAAGUAAAAACUGCACCCCUCACACGGAUUACCUCGCUGACCACAGAAAACACUCGUGGAAGUAACAGAUUGCAGAAAAUCGAAGAAGACGAGCAAGGCCAAAGCAAUUCAUGUUCAUGUUCACGUUCAUGUAUAUUGGGCCCGCAUUCCUCGAGCGUGAAGCUGUCAGAAAAACAGAAGAGCAGAAUUCGGAGCAGGGAGGCCCUGAAGAACAAGCAUGAGGCAUGCCUCAGCAGUAGCCAAACGCUGAGGUGGACGUGACUGAGAACUUCAGUAGCAUCAGACUGAUGAGACGCCGUUUGAUCUCACAGUACUUGCUGGCUGUUGGCUCUUUUAAUGAAUAAAUCCACAUAAAGAGCAUGGCCAGACCAUAUUGCUCUUGUAAUUUUGGUGCUACAUUUUAAAAAACUGAAUGCACCAAUCUUUUGUGUCACGUUCCAUCAAAUUACUAUUUCCCUUUAAUGGAAAAUAGUAAACACAUACAAUGCACAUUGCACUUAAGCACUCACACCGUCAGCCACAUUCUUAGGCAUGUGAUACAAUACUUAACUGUUGCAAAAUGUGUCUUGAAAUUGCUUGGCUGCUGUAUCACAAGUUACCCAUUCUACUUCACUGCCAAGUGCAACCACAAUGAAACUUUUUAUACCUCCCUUGACAGUGUUGAUCUAACUAAGCAUGGAAAGGCAAAAUUCAUGAUCACAGUAAAUUGCAAAUGUGUCUAAAAGUGGCUAACUGGUGUGAGUUACUACCAUGUUCUGUAUGUCUCAUCGUAAAAGAAAAUAUUUUUAUAAGCAAUGUACAGGACAGGUUUAAUUUAAUCCUGGUUUGGGAUUUUUAUCUGUUAUUGUUGUCUUUGAAUUUGAUGUAUGUAUCAUUAAUUAUUUGAUAUGUGCGAUCACAUGUGGAAAUGUUUGUAUUUGUUUUUUGUAUGUUUUUUUUUUAUGGAACAAGAUAAUGCAACUAAGAUAUUGCUGCAUUUUUAUGGCCAUUUAUGUGUUUUGUCCUUUGUUUCUAUUUGUGUUUAU